AUGCGAGCUGUAGCGUCUUUUAAUGUUAAGAGUUUUGCGGAGUUGGUAAACAAGAGUCGUGUGGUGGAGGAUCGCACUAGGAAGAAUGCGACUACAAGUACUGGCUGUUGUGGUUACCACAAUCGAGGAAGAGGUGCAAGAUCCUUUGCUACAAGGCAUCAAAACUUCAAUAGAGGAGGAUAUGCUCAGCAACGUCAACAUGGCCGAGCUACUUUCCAAGGGAACAACAACAACAAACAUCAAGGAAGGAGAUACAGGAAACAACCUCAAAAUGAUUUGACUUUCAUGAGGAAUGGAAGUUUUCACACGAACACUCCAUGUAAAGCUGGAUUAGGACAUUGUUAUAGUUGUAGAGGAGCUGGUCACGAGAAAGCCAACCGGAAUGCUGGGAGAGCACAACAACAAGGCCAUGCGUAUGAUAUAACGGCGGAUGAUGCUGCUAAGUCGGAUACUUUGAUUAGAGGUAAAUGCGAAAUUGGUUGUAAAGUGUUAACUGCAUUAUAUGAUAUUGGGGCAUCUCAUUCAUUCAUAGAUUUUGAUAAAGCUGCUGAAUUAGGGUUAAAGGUGUUGACAUUGUCAUUUUAUUUGCAUGUCCAUACUCUUGCUUCUAAAACUGUGGUGACUAAAUUAGGCUACCAAGGAGUUCCUUUUAGGUGGAAAACUAAGAAUUUGUUCAUGAUUUUAUCUAUUUGCCAGUGA
Molecule: messenger RNA, 699 nt
Organism: Arachis duranensis
Lineage: Eukaryota; Viridiplantae; Streptophyta; Magnoliopsida; Fabales; Fabaceae
Exons: 1
Coding region: 1-699 (232 amino acids)
Source: RefSeq, a predicted model, not a curated record